Fusarium vanettenii 77-13-4 is the source of this 1540-nucleotide messenger RNA. RefSeq lists its product as uncharacterized. Gene Ontology annotation, cellular component: septin complex; septin ring; cell division site. Gene Ontology annotation, molecular function: GTPase activity; GTP binding; molecular adaptor activity. Lineage: Eukaryota; Fungi; Ascomycota; Sordariomycetes; Hypocreales; Nectriaceae. The record is from RefSeq and is a predicted model, not a curated record. Gene Ontology annotation, biological process: cytoskeleton-dependent cytokinesis. The transcript is spliced from 4 exons. The coding region runs from base 1 to 1155 and encodes 384 amino acids.
AUGGCUACAGCUGCUGAGAACGCCUCACCGAUUGGCAUUGCCAAUCUCCCCAACCAGCGACACAAGAUUGUCGCGAAGCGUGGUGCUAGCUUCACCAUCAUGGUUGCUGGCGAGUCUGGUCUCGGCAAGACUACCUUCAUCAACACCCUCUUCUCCACCACCAUCAAGAACUAUGCCGACCACAAGCGCCGCCACCAGAAGCAGGUUGACAAGACCGUCGAGAUCGAGAUCACCAAGGCCGAGCUCGAGGAGAAGUUCUUCAAGGUCCGACUGACCGUUAUCGACACCCCUGGUUUCGGCGACUAUGUCAACAACCGCGACUCUUGGAUGCCCAUCAUCGAGUUCCUCGACGACCAGCACGAGUCUUACAUGCUUCAGGAGCAGCAGCCCCGUCGCCAGGACAAGAUCGAUCUCCGGGUCCAUGCUUGCCUGUACUUCAUCCGCCCUACCGGCCACACCCUCAAGCCCCUCGACAUUGAGGUCAUGAAGCGCCUUUGCUCGCGCGUCAACCUGAUCCCCGUCAUCGCCAAGGCCGAUACCCUCAGCCCUGCCGACCUGGCCAAGUUCAAGCAGAGAAUUGUCUCUGUCAUUGAGGCCCAGAACAUCAAGAUCUACCAGCCCCCGAUCGAGGAGGACGAUGAGGCUGCUGCUCAGCACGCUCGCAGCCUCAUGGCCGCCAUGCCUUUCGCUGUCAUCGGUUCCGAGAAGGACGUCAAGACUGGCGACGGCCGCAUCGUCAAGGGUCGCCAGUACUCUUGGGGUGUUGCCGAGGUUGAGAACGAGGACCACUGCGACUUCAAGAAGCUCCGCUCCAUCCUGAUCCGAACUCACAUGCUCGAUCUCAUCCACACCACUGAGGAGCUGCACUACGAGGCCUACCGCGCCCAGCAGAUGGAGACUCGCAAGUUCGGCGAGGCCCGACCCCGAAAGCUCGACAACCCCAAGUUCAAGGAGGAAGAGGAGGCUCUCCGAAAGCGCUUCACCGAGCAGGUCAAGAUCGAGGAGCAGCGCUUCCGACAAUGGGAGCAGAAGCUCAUCUCGGAGCGCGACCGCCUCAACAAGGAUCUCGAGCAGACCCAUGCUCAGAUCAAGCAGCUCGAGGCCGAACUCGAGUCCAUGCAGGGCAGCGCUGUCCGCAGCCACGGCCGCCGCUAAGCGCAACCUGGCGGAUGGUUAUGCGUGCAUGCGUGGCUGCAGUUGGACAGUCGUUUUUUCAUGCUUCUUUUAUUUGUGGCUCCAGUUUGGGGUUUGGAGUUGAAAAUGAAAGGUUCGAGAAAUACCACACGAAGAGGAAAGGGGGACCGAGUUCAUGGAUAUACCUGCUCGCUCUUCCUACGGAGACAAGGGGGAGUAGCCUUGCUGGGACUGUUUUCAUGGCCACGGCAUGGCUGUGUAGGAGUUAUGAUUCCCUCCCCAUGAUUUUGUUUGUCCCUUGGUUGCGCCGGUAGCUCACGCCAGAAGUACGAGACCCCCUUGAGCGAACAAGACGUAUGGAGAAUGCCUUGAUAGUCUUGCCUUUUUUAUUACACCUUUUUACUAG